Megalops cyprinoides (Indo-Pacific tarpon) is the source of this 429-nucleotide messenger RNA. RefSeq names its product galectin-2-like. NCBI's taxonomy places the organism in Eukaryota, Metazoa, Chordata, Actinopteri, Elopiformes, Megalopidae. Gene Ontology annotation, molecular function: carbohydrate binding. The coding region runs from base 1 to 429 and encodes 142 amino acids. The record is from RefSeq and is a predicted model, not a curated record. The transcript has 3 exons.
AUGAAGCUGCCCGUAUCCCUUUGUGACCAGGAACUUGAACUGAGGAAUGUGACACUAAGAGCUGGAGACAAGCUGAAGGUGAAAGGGAAGAUUCCUGAAGAUGCAGAGAGGUUCCAGAUUGACCUGGGUUGUGACUCCAGUGAUCUGGCACUGCACUUUAACCCCCGUUUCCAUGACGAAGAUGAUGGCAAAGUCAUCGUGUGCAAUUCCCUGUGUGAAGGCUGUUGGGGCUAUGAACAGAGAGAUGCCUACAACCCUUUCCAUAGGGGGUCAAAUGUCACGGUAACAGUAAAGGUGACGGAGGAGGGCUUUGAGGUGGAGCUGCCGGAGGGACACGAGAUAAGGUUCCCCGACCGCCGUGGCCUGGAAACCCUGACCUACGUUCGGGUCAAAGGUCACUUCAAAUUCACUUCCUUCAAGAUCUGCUGA